UUCGUAGGAGAGGUGACCCGUGAUUCUAACAAGAGUUUUCUUCUCACAUUACCAUCGGGUUCGCUGUCCUAUACUGCGGACUGGAGACACUGCGUUUCUGCUCAAUGUUUCAUGGACGGUUUGAAUAGAUUAUCUCUAACGGAAUACUUGAAAGCCAGGAAUUUAGUCUACGGUUCGCUGCCUGUUCUGCAGUGCUGCAGUUUCAAUGGGCUAUCGGCUAUCUAUUCACCGUGAGUAGGCUGAACGCGAUACGCUGUCUUGUUGCAUAGCCUACUUUUGUAAAGGUUUGAGUUUGUUAGAAUGAAUUGCGCUUUUGGUAUUAUGUCAUGUAGUCUGGGGUGUUUUUAGAACUAUGAAUGACCCCCGUGACAAGGAUUUAAUACCGAUAUCUCGGAAACACCGAUUCAUGGCUGCAAUAAUGCCCGGGGACGAGAGCCCAUCGCAUGGCAACACUUCCAGGGCUGAUCGGAAUGGGAUAGGAUUGGUUCACUGUUUUAUUUGUGGAAGCGGCGUUUCGCCCGGAAAAGAAUUGAGAUUACAAGUGAAAUAUCCGAAAGAGAAUGGUCCGUUUUUCCCGUUUUUACAAAACCAAGAGCCAGCGCCAGGGGCAUGUGAAGUCAGCCCGGAUGGACACGCUACGGUGUGCGCCGUGUGCCACUGUUUUCUGGGGGAGCAGUGGAACUCGUUCGAGCGAACUAGGACACCAAUAGAGAAGCGUAUGUACUGGCUGAAGAGGCCGUACCAGUGCGACUCUCGGCGGAUACCACAGGAGUGGAACAUCUCCUAUGACCUGGAGAGGAGAAUCAGUGUCAGCAGCCAGAAUUACGACGGGAACGAGUCAGAUUUCUCCUCUUUCUCGGAAAACGAGAACAUGUCAGACCAAGAACUGGAUUUAGUAGACCGCGCCGGUGUGAGCAAGGAGAAGUACAAAACAUCUGCCAACAGCAGCAAAACUCCCAGAGACGGUAGCAGGAAGAACAACAACAGUGUUAUCAGUGUUAAAAACAGCCCUGACUCUCAACGGGCUAUCCGCUAUCCGGUUGGUGUCUACCAGGCACAGGACUCGCCGAAAUCGGAUAGUGCCAUGCCGUCCAGGCGCGGUGCUAAAAUUAUGAAUCAUGUCUCUCAAUCAUCAUUAUCUCUGUCCCAAGAGAUUGUGUCCCAGAGAUACUAUGACAGCUCUCACGUCGACACACCUGUGCAGGACAACGGGAUCAUUAUGCGCAACAGGCAGUGGCUAGCGGAGGGGAAUGUCAGACACGCUGACCCGCGCCCUCUCCAACGCGCUGCUGACAGCAGCUGUAGCUUAACCAGGCAUCCCUCCCUCAUAUUCCACCAGAAAGGAGAGGAUCUCGCUGACGCUGCCGACGGGCUAUCACCCAUUGGCACCACUGUCACCUCUAGGCGCGACGCAGCAGCACCUAGAGAAAGUGUUCCGGGUAGGUUUACAGCCUCUGACAACUCUGACAACGACCAUGAGAUCAAUAUAACCAGUGACGACGACCGCGAGGUGUUUGAAGCAGCUGGCAGCAGCAGAGAGAGGGUAUUGGCCCUGCUGAGACCACCCAGGGACGCAGCCGGGAGGGUCAUUGCCAUGCCCCAGAGUGGUGCCAGUGGGGGUGCCAACAGGAGUACCAGUCCCGAGGAGUGUGUGUGUUACAUCUGUGGCAGCGGGAUGUGGCAGGGCGGGAGGUUCCGUGUGUCUGUGCAGAAGCAGGAGAGGGCAGCCAGCGAGCCCUUCUUCCCCUUCCUGUGGUUACACAGCCCUCCCCCUGGCGCCAUGCCCCUCACCCCGGGGGGCACCACCCUGGUCUGUGCCAGCUGCCACACCUCCCUCAUGCAGCAGUGGCAGGGCUUCCAGCUGGCCGACGUGCCCGUUCUCCAGCGCCUCUACGUGGUCCCCCUCAACCAGGGCUCCUCCACCCCUGCACCAGCCUCGGGCCACCCUCCCUACCUCACUCCCCAGGAAAGGCACCCCUCAGAGCCCCCGGACCGCCUACCUAAGUCUCAGGCUUCCUGUGAGGCCUGUUUCCUCUGUGGCCAGGAGUGCGGGCGGGAUGUGAGGGUGGCACAUGCACGGGCCGGCGUGGGCAAAGCCCGCGGUGCCAUGUAUUUCCCCUUCAUCAACCUGCUGCCGUGCCCGCCUAGUGCCCAGGGAGUGAGGAACGGCCGGGUGCACUGCUGUCCUCCAUGCUACGCCAUCCUGGAGGAGAUCUGGGGGGCGUACCGCCUCAGCCUCAGUGAGGACCUCAUCACCUCUGUCACCUCCUUCCUGGGGAGGUACCACGCAGCGCUGGCCACGGGGGGAGCCGGACUGGCCCAUUCCCAAAAGCGGGUGUCCUCCUCUUCCUCUGGCCAUGGUGCGUCUGUAUCAGUGUGUUACCUGUGUGGGGCAGAGCUAGGGGUCGGGGGGGAGUUCCAACUCCAUGUCAACCCUCCCGGGCGCUGUGGAGAGAGAGAGCCCUUCUUUCCCUUCCUCACCAUCCACCCCCCCGCUCCCCGCGCCAAACCUGCCGAUGCCACCGGCCUGGUGUCAGCCUGUGCCCUCUGCUAUCACGACCUGCAUGCCCAGUGGGCUCAACAUGAGAGCCAGGGUUCUGCCACCCCCAGCUCUACAGCCCCAGGCCCAGCCUCCUCCACCCCCCAGCCGGCCAGCUCUCCCUGGGCCAGACAGUACAGCUGCGAGGCCUUUGUGUGCUUCUUCUGCAGACAGGAGCAGAGGCGUCAGGGGGGGCUGUGUGCGGUCACAGUGGCCAGGCUGCCUGUGUUCCUGUACGCCCCACGCGGGCGCCGCACCCUCCUGGUGGAUGAUGGGAGGAAGCUGGUGAUUGGCUCGUGUGUUGAAUGUAAGUCCAUGGUGCUGGCGGGACAGAGCAUGCAGCAGGAGAGAGACAGGGACGGGGAGGGACAGGGAGACGGGAGGACAGAGACAGAGUCACCUCCCCCUACAUCACGCCCCAGACACAAGACAUCCAGUGUGAUUGAGGGCGUGGCCAGAGUCAGCAAGGAGGCGGAUUCUGCCUUACAUACAUCAGCAGUGAGCGAAUCACAAUCAACGGAACCUGGGGUUGGCCACACCCCUUCUCUACCCCCCAACCUGGAGCCAGAGAGAGGAGACCGCCCACCUUCCAGCAUGAGCCAUGAGCCAAAGUCACCUUCCUUAGGAAUGAUAUCCACGGCAACUCGCACCACGGCGACGGUCAGCCCCCUCACCCCGUCGCCCCUUAACGGAUCUAUCGUAGCCAAUGGGAGCCCGGCGGCCCAGUCUGCACACUCUGGAUUCGCCGCCGCCCUCCGUAAACUGGCCAAACAGGCGGAGGAUCCUCGAGCUGGCUCGUCCAUCAGUAGUGAGUCGUCUCCGGUCUCGUCCCCAGCCACCAACCACAGUUCUCCAGUGAGCACACCCAAGAGAGGCCCCCUGGGCCCAGGGCCUGUCCUGGUGCCACCUGGGGGCCACAGUGUGCCAAGCACCCCGCCCGUCGUCACCAUUGCCCCCACCAAGACCAGCAACGGUCUCUGGAGGAGCGAGGCACGCCAGACUGACUCGGGCCCUCGUGGGGUCAGUAGGGAGCGUCUGGGAGCAGAGGCGCCCCACCAGCAGGAGAAAGGUGGCCCCUCAGUCCCUGCUCACCUCAUAGGAAACCCCUAUGCCUUUGGCCUGAGCCCCGGUGCUGUCAUGCAGGACGCACGCUUCCAGCCCCUCAAUCUGCCCAGGCAGCUGCCCCAUGGAGUGCCCCCUGGUGGUGUACCAGAGGAGUACCUGCGGGGGUUCCGCCCCUACGCCACGGCCGAGGACCUCCGCAUGCCUUCUGGGCUGCCCCUGGGCCUGGACCCCGCCACCGCCGCCGCGUACUACCAUCCCUCCUACCUGCCACAUCCCUCCUUCGCCCCCUACAGGAUGGAUGAUCCGUUCUGUCUAUCAGCUCUGAGGUCACCGUUCUACCAGCUCCAAGGAGGGGGAGGCCUGCCCCCCCUGCACCCCUCUGCUGUCCACAUGCACCUGCAGGGGGUCCGCUACCCUGGGGACCUCACACACGCCUCACUGUCCGCUCUGCAGUCUGAGAGACUGUCUGAAAGGCUCCAGAUGGAAGAUGAGCUCCGACAGCGAGAGAGGGAGCGCGAGCGUGAACGUGAGCGCGAGAAAGAGAGGGAGCGUGAGGCAGAGCGAGAGAAGGAGCGGGAGAGAGAAAGAGAGAGGGAGCGAGAAAGAGAGAAGGAGCUGGAGCGGGAGAGAGAGCGUGAGCGGGAGAGGGAGCGGGAGAGAGAGAAGGAGCGAGAGAGAGAGAGGGAGAUGGAGAGGCAGAAGGAGAGGCAGAAGGAGAGAGUGAUGAGAGAGAAGGAGCUACAAUCCAAGGCGAUGGAGAGUCACUACCUGGCUGAGCUCCAUGCCAUGAGAGGACAGGAGGACAGAACCAAGCCUGAGAGACUCACCCCCAACCGGCCAGACAAAACCAAAGAGCCCGCCCUCCAAGCUCCUAAGCCAAUGCCACCAGGCCUCCACUCCUCCCUGAGCCAAUCACAUCAUGGCGUUCCUGGCCUGGUCUCUGCCCAUGGCCUCUACCUGGGGCCCGGCGGCGUGGGGGCGGGUCUCACCGCCGCCAUGAUGCUCCAGCGGACCAAUGAGGAAGAGCGCUGGUUGGCGCGGCAACGGAUGCUUCGCCAGGAGAAGGAGGAUCGUCAGUACCAGGUGUCAGAGUUCAGACAGCAGGUCUUAGAGCAACACCUGGACUUGGGACGACCUGGGGAGGGAGGAGAGCUACGCUCCGACACACACAGGUCCAUACCAAAUCACCACGAGCCGGGUGGCCGCGACAUCCACCCCCACCUGGGCGCCCCUCCUCCUCUCAUCUCCCCCAAACCCCUCCAGUCCCGCGACCACCCCCACCCCCCUCCUCCCACCACCCUGUGGAACCCCGCCGCCCUCAUCGAUACCGCCUCGGACUCACGACGCACCACCCACCACGACCCACCGGGCUUGGGCCACUACGACCUCAGCCGCUUGCCUCCCAAACUGGAGGAUGGGCUCCGGAGGGGCAGGGACCGGGACGGGGGCCUGGAGAAGUACCACCCCCCACUCCGAGGCCCCCCGGGGCUGCCUGAGCCCAGCACCUUCCUGGCAGAGCUGGAGAAAUCCACCCAGACCUUCUUCAGCCAGCAGAGGGCCUCGCUGUCCCUGCCCAGCCAGUACGGAGAGCUGGGGGGAGGGAUGAAGAGCAGCGGGGCCCUGAAGAGCCUCCAGGGGCCCCCAGGAAUGGGGAGACAAAGCCAGGCCCAGGGACACAGUCUGGGCCAGGGAAUGGGGCCCGAGUCUGGCCUAAUGUAUGAUGAGUUUCUGCAGCAGCACCGUAGGCCUGUCAGUAAACUGGACCUGGAGGAGAGGAGGAGGAGAGAGGCCAGGGAAAAAGGUUACUACUAUGAGCUGGAUGACUCGUAUGAUGAGAGUGAUGAGGAGGAGGUCAGGGCCCACCUCAGGAGGGUAGCAGGGCAGCCCCCUCUCAAACUGGACGACUCCACAGAGAAAGUGGACUUCCUGUGUGUUUUUGGUCUGACCACGGUGUCACGACGUGACCACCUGGUGCAGCAGAAGAGGAGGAAGAGGAGGAGGAUGCUGAGGGAGCGGAGCCCCUCGCCCCCGGCUGUUCUGUCCAAACGCACCCCUCCUCCCCCGGCCCCCCUCAGCACCCACUUCACCCCAGAGGAGAUGGACAGAGCCCCCGAACUGGAAGACAAGAAACGCUUCCUCACCAUGUUCAGCCUGUCCCAUGUUUCUGUACAGCAGAGGAGAGAUAAUGAGACAGUGGUAGAGUUGCUUCAGGCUAUUAAACAGAAGAGCGUAACCUUGGAUACCAUCAGACAUGCCCGUCACCCCCUAUGUAAGACCCCCCCAGCACAGAACUCAGAUCCUGCCUCAGCGCUUUCCAGCGAAUCAGAUGAGCCAUUCGGUGUCAGUCCCUCCUCCCUCGGCGGACUCCUGGGGCAGCCUAAACCCCCCUCCUCCUCUGACGCACUGAGACCAAAGGACCCCCCUCCUCCGCUCCCCUACUCGGAAAAGACCCGUGGGCUCCCUGAGGGCCCCCCCUCCAAGAGGAGCUCGUCAUCCAGCCUGCUGAAUAGCCUGCGCCCCCCCGUGCAGCCUAAAGAUGCUCCCCCCAGCCUGAACGGCCGGACCAAGCCCUGGGAGAGCUUUACUGCUGAAGAGUUUUCCCAGCAGUUCCACGAGUCCGUCCUCCAGUCCACACAGAAGGCCCUGCAGAAGCACAAAGGUGGAGCCACAGUGAUCUCAGCGCCCUCUCACCUCCAGGACUCCUCAGUGCACUACAACAUUCCAGAGCUGCAGAGCGCCCCCAGCCGGCCGCCCCCGCCACACACACACCCUCACACACACCCGCACGCACACUCCAUCCAACACCCGCAGUCACACCCGCACCCCCAGCCCAAUGGGCAGCACUGUCCCCCGCACCCCCACCGAGAGCCCCCAGGAGUGAGGGAGGAGCAGUCUGCACCAGAGGACUCAGAAGAAGAGGAGGAAGAGGAGGAAGAGGAGGCCCCAGUACCCAGGUGGCAGGGGAUUGAAGCGAUCUUUGAAGCCUAUCAGGAAUACAUUGAAGAGCAAGGUGUGGAGCGCCAGGUGCUGCAGAGCCAGUGUCGGAGACUGGAGAACCAGCACUACAACCUGAGCCUGACAGCAGAACAGCUCUCCCACAGCAUGGGGGAGUUGAUGUCUCAGAGACAGAAGCUGGCGGUGGAGAGGGAGAAGUUACAGGCCGAGUUGGAGCACUUCAGGAAGUGUCUGACGCUGCCGCAGCCCCACUGGGCCAGGGGAGGGCACUACAAGGGUUACCCCCCCAGGUGACAGCUCCACUGACCCCCAGGCCUGGCCCCCUCCCUCCCCGCCCAAACAGAGUUUAUUUUUAUGACCUAGCCUGGAUCUGGACCCGGAUGGACAGCUCCACAGGAGAGAGGGAUGGACAGCUCCACAGGAGAG
Messenger RNA from Oncorhynchus mykiss (rainbow trout), 6985 nucleotides. RefSeq names its product Gse1 coiled-coil protein b (gene gse1b). The record is from RefSeq and is a predicted model, not a curated record. Lineage: Eukaryota; Metazoa; Chordata; Actinopteri; Salmoniformes; Salmonidae.